This is a messenger RNA of Heterobilharzia americana, 2652 nucleotides long. The record is from the annotation of a GenBank genome assembly. NCBI's taxonomy places the organism in Eukaryota, Metazoa, Platyhelminthes, Trematoda, Strigeidida, Schistosomatidae.
AUGCCAUAUUACAGAUAUUCCAGGUUUCGUUCCCCUAGGCGCAGAGGUUUUUUUGGUGGAGGUAGAAGACUUCGAUCUGUUGACUGGAGUGCUUACACCCUUGCAAAGUUUGAGAAGAAAUUUUACCACGAGUGUUCAAGUGUUCGUGAUCGUUCACGCAGAGAUGUGGAAGAAUUUCGUGCAAAGCACAAAGUUACGGUCCUUGGCCACAAUGUUCCAAGACCUCUAUUUAAAUUCAGCGAGGCUGGUUUCCCUAGUUACAUAAUGAGUGUAAUCAAGAAGAAUAAAUGGGAGUCACCUACUCCUAUACAGUGUCAAGGUUGGCCGGUGGCACUCAGUGGACGUGACCUGGUUGGAAUCGCUCAAACUGGUUCAGGAAAGACGGCUAGUUUCCUUUUGCCAGCUAUCGUACAUGCUAAAGCCCAACCAAGUCUAAAACGAGGAGACGGACCCAUUGUACUGAUACUUGUCCCUACAAGAGAACUUGCACAGCAAGUUGAGAAAGUUGCAGAAGAGUUUUGCUAUUCAGCGGGGUUUAAAUCGGCCUGUCUUUAUGGAGGGACGUCAAGAAGCGGACAGGCAGAAGCUUUGGGCCAAUCCCCUGAAGUGGUGAUCGCAACACCUGGCCGGCUUCUUGAUUUUCUUGAAUCAAGGCACACAAAUAUGCGUCGCUGUACUUACUUGGUGCUUGAUGAAGCUGAUCGUAUGUUAGAUAUGGGGUUUGAACCUUCCAUAAGAAGAGUUGUAUCUCAAGUUCGCCCGGAUCGACAGACAUUGAUGUGGUCGGCGACUUGGCCCAGGGAAGUUAAAGCGUUGGCAGAAGACUUCCUUUAUGAUUAUAUUCAGAUCAAUGUCGGCUCCACUAAGCUGAGCGCUAAUCAUAACAUUAGACAACACGUGGAGAUCUUGAAUGAAAGCGAGAAGUUCAAGCGUUUGGUUAGUCUUCUCAACUCUUUUGAUAAUGCUCGUGUACUUGUCUUCACCGAAACAAAGAAGCGAACGGAUGAGUUAUGUGAAAAGCUUCAAGAUAAGGGUUUUGAUGCCACAGCUAUGCAUGGAGAUAAGCACCAAAAAGAGCGGGAUCGGGCCCUAGACAUGUUUCGCGAAGGUCGCAUAUCUGUUCUUGUCGCCACUGAUGUCGCAUCUAGAGGAUUGGAUAUUAAUGACGUUCGCUACAUCAUCAAUUAUGAUUAUCCAUCUCAGACAGAAGAUUACAUUCACAGAAUUGGAAGAACAGGUAGAAGUGACAAGAAAGGAACUGCUUACACCUUCUUUAGUGCUAAACAACCGAGAUUGGCUCGUGAACUAAUUGAUGUCUUGAAGGAAGCACGCCAAACAAUCCCUGAUGAACUAUUUAAGAUUGCUGAAGGGUAUUACGUCGAAAGAAACCGGACAUCUGGACAGUCUUGGCGUCGCAACAAAUCAGCUUCAAGCAGAAGUCGAAGUUCAGGUAAAAGAAGUUUAUCCAAGAGGAGUCAAUCCACCACUAGCCACCGUUCUCGAUCUGGCUCAACUCACAGUGGUACACCAUAUGGUUCUAGAAGCCCCUCUCAGAGUAAAGAUUAUCGUUCACGUGCAAAGUCUAAGAGCUUUUCACGUAAUGGCAACGGAGCAGCUAGUGAUGAGUCAAAAACCAGCUCACCUAGACGACGACGAUCCUACAAGUCACAGACACCUCCAAAGCACAAAGAUCGAUCUCAUUCUUCUCGAUCUUCAAAGGGUGAGUACCGUGAACAGUCUACCUCUCGCCGGUCCAGUUCAGAUAGAAGUCCGCCUACUCGAAAUAAAGCCAGAAGUCCUUCAAGUCGAAGUUCACAUUCUGACAGGCAUAAGUUCUCACCACAGAGGGAAGGUGCAGCUCGUUCAGUAUCUACUGGGGAUCGGUCUUUGUCUGGUCGCCGCUCACAGUCAUCAGUCCGCGGGUCCCGCUCUCCAAGUAGUGACACCCGGCGCUCGCAUCACGAGUCAAAGUCGAACAGGUCUUCGGUCAGUCAUCAUUCUCACCAAAGCCCAACUCGAGACUGCAGCGAAAGUCCAGGACAUUCACCUGUGAGGAGUGGUCCUGAUAUUGCUGACCAUUCAUCACGUUCGGUUGUCGAUGUAAGUCCUGCUGAUGGGGAGGACGAUGGGUCUAUAGGACAUGAUCAUUCCUCAGUAUCCGGGAAGAACGAGUCCAUCUCGCCUCCCAAUUCGAGGGAUGUAUCACCCCAUUCACCAGCCAAAAAUGAGAGUCCUAAAGCGAAGAGACCUCGAGACGAUAACGUUUCUGGUCGACAUUCUAAGAGUAAAAGUCGGUCGCAGUACAAUGACUCCUCUAGAGAUGAACGCUCCGGUGAUUACAAACAUUCAGCUGACUCCCGCCACAGUAGAAAAGACCGCAAGGAAGUUUAUAACGCUCGUGAACGUCGUUCCCGUUCUUCAGAUGAUUACUCAGAUCGCAAUCGUCGAGAUCGUUCUUGGACACCAUAUGGCGAUGUUCCCUCUUACAGCUAUAAUUACAAGUUCAAGUAUAAUCCAAAAUACAACCGCAACAAAAAUUACUAUCGUUCGCGUUCACGUUCAUCGUCAGGUUGGCAGCCACGUGAUAGAAGCAGAAGCCGGUCAGGUCGUGAACGAAGUCCGAGGAAAAUACGAGAUAAUCGCAGACGAUAG